This is a messenger RNA of Cannabis sativa, 444 nucleotides long. RefSeq lists its product as uncharacterized. The transcript has a single exon. The record is from RefSeq and is a predicted model, not a curated record. Bases 1 to 444 code for a protein of 147 amino acids. NCBI's taxonomy places the organism in Eukaryota, Viridiplantae, Streptophyta, Magnoliopsida, Rosales, Cannabaceae.
AUGAAUGAAUUCCAACAGACUCUAGAUAAUUGUUCCUUGGUUGACAUGGGGUUUGAGGGGCAAUGUUUUACAUGGCUUAAUAAAAGGCAAGGUGCGGCGCAUGUGCAGGAACGGCUUGAUCGAUUUUGUUGUAACAAGGAUUGGCAUGAUUUAUUCCCAUCGGUUAGAGUCACUAAUGGGGAUUUCUUACAUUCUGAUCAUAGACCGGUGGUGGCCACUUUGGAAAAUGUGGUUCGGAUUCAGAAGAAUGACAAAAAGAGGUGUUUUAGGUUUGAAACUCAUUGGUUGAAAGAUGAAGAAUGUCAUGACAUUGUUAAUCAUACAUGGUCGGAGUUUAAUGUUCCUUUGGAUAGUCAAGACAGUAUUCUGGAUAUUUUUGGGAGAUGUGUCGAGAGGUUGGGGCGUGGAAUAAGGAUAAGUUUGGUUCGAUUCCGAGGAGGGUGA